Daucus carota subsp. sativus is the source of this 1573-nucleotide messenger RNA. RefSeq lists its product as uncharacterized. The coding region runs from base 209 to 1267 and encodes 352 amino acids. The record is from RefSeq and is a predicted model, not a curated record. NCBI's taxonomy places the organism in Eukaryota, Viridiplantae, Streptophyta, Magnoliopsida, Apiales, Apiaceae. The transcript has 3 exons.
AAUUACAACAAAACAAAAUAAUUUAUAUUUACAAUUCCUACGUUUUUAUUUUCUCUCUCCUAUUUUUCCCUAGUUUGCAGACCAUUCUCUUCCAUAUAUAUCUGUGCCCCUGUAAAAACCCUAAAAAAAUCUAACUCAUAUGUUGAUGAUUACAAGAUCAGUGCGAAUGUAGUAGAGAGGAUAGUUUCAUGCCUUCUUUUGAAUAAUUAUGGAAGCUAAUAUCUGUGAUGGUAAUAAUUUGGAUGCUGAUGUUCUUUUACCACCUCGAAAGCGGCUCCUGGCCGGAUUAAAGAAACAGAAUUUUGAUGGAAUAUCACAUGUUCCAUCUACACCUGUAAUUACUGGUGAAUUUGACAUCCUCCUCAAUAAUUUGUUGAAGUCUCAUAUAAAUAAAUCUCCAGAGGAGAUCCUGGAGGUCUCAAGGUCGGCAGUUGAAGCUGCAAAGAAGGUUGCAAAAGCUGCAAGAGCUGUAGCAGAAAAUAAGGCUGAGGUAGCAGCCAGAGCUAUGGCUGCUGCUAAGAGUGCACUGGAUUUGUUUGCAACUAUGUCUGAGGAGAGAUCUAGCAGAGAAAAAUAUACGAGGAAGAAUAAGAUGAAGAGGCAAGUCCCAGUUAAUAUGUUGUAUGAUAAGAAACAAAGGGUUGAAACUGAUGCAGAAUUAGCACGUGAUUUACACCGGGCAAUUAAUAGCUCCCCAAGAACUGUAAAGAACUCUUCAGUUCCUGAUCUGAAGAGUGUUGAACAUAAAAGGCUUGUAAAACGUUUGUCUUCAGAAAAGUUGAAGUACAAUAAUGGAGGACAUAGCCCUCCUAGGAGCAAUGGAAAUGGCCAAACAGAUAAGUUGUGUUCUGAUGGCUCUGCUCAGGGAGCAUAUGCUUAUAGAAUUAAUGAAAACAUAUCAAAAUUAGAUGAAGGGGAUCAUUCAAAUAUGACAAAUAGGGUUUCAAGUUUCUGUGGGGGGAAAAUGAAGGAAGUGUUGGAGGAUCCUGUUGGGUUUGGCAGAAAAAGGGGGAAAAUUAAACAAAAAAAGUUGCCUUUAAGCGUUUGCAGUUUUAGGGAUCAAGAGUACCCCAAGGAACAGCUGAAAACUAGAAGUGAGGUGCUGUCUGAUGGGAAUGUAAGCAAGGAUACUGCAGGCAGUAAUCAUCUGUUCUCUGUGGGACCUGCUGGUGGUAGCAUGAUGUCGUUUGAAAGGUCAGGAACAUGGAAAUGCAAGGAAUUCAAGGGACCGCCUAUAAUUGAACAAAACAAAGACAUGCAGUUAUAGUAUAAAGUUUAUUUGCAACUACCAGUGGCUAUCUUGACGCCUUCAGCCAAGUUGUCUGAUUUAGGUUAGCUUUGACGGAACAGUUGCUUGGUGAUUUUCAAGUGGUUCAGUUUUAGAAGCUUGUCUGUGAGUUUAGCAAUGCUCAAGGUGUUGCAGUCCUGCCCUGCCUUGAAUUACCGGUGAUCUUUCAGUGUGUUUAAUAUGGUUAUGUAAAGACAGCAUAUAUUAUUCGCUUAUAGAAUGGUACACAGACUUCCUGUACUGCUUUGAUUGAAUUAUAUUCUUGUUGUCAUCACGAUUUUUACA